UGGUAGUUCACAACGGGACAGUUCAAUCAAUCGUUUAGAUACCGGUCUAUUUAAUAUAUUAAGUUAGUUUGUUUGGAAGAUAGUAGAAUGGUUAAAGAAUUUAUAAUGUUUAAAUGUAGUCAUGCAAUCAACAAAGUCGACCGUAUAGCUUCCCGUCCGGAUCCUGAUAGUGUAAUCUCCGAGGAUUACCGAAACAGACAGGACCAUAGUCCUUGUCAUGCACAUCGAAGUUAAAUUCGAUUGCUACGUGACAAAUGGCCACCUCUGGAGGAAUCAAGAAACUAAAAUCGGCGACGGCUAAACAAUGUUCGAUCUGUGAGGCCAAGACCGAUGUCAAAUGGAGGUGCACGAACUGUGAUAAAAUCAUUUGUCAAAACUGCAAGAAUCUGCACAAGAAGGUGCGAGCGACCAGUCACCACAAGAUUGUCUCCAUUGUGAAGAAAGUCAGAAAGGAGAGCAACAAUGAGGACAACGCCAGUGAAGUUGGCAGCAAUGAUACAAACGACCAGGGCUCGAGUAAUGGAAGAUCAUCCUCGCCGAAAUCGACGCGCCCGGUGGUAAUGUGUCUGAAGCACCAAGAUUGCGCCCUGAAAUGGUACUGCAGCUCGUGCGAAAACCCCGCCUGCAAGGAGUGUGCGAAAAGUGAGCACAAAUCGCACGUGAUGGCAGAUCUUUCUGUUUAUCUGGACCGGAGACAGAAGAAAUGGGAUCGAUUUGUGAAGAUUCUGGAAGACAAAGAGCUACCGGAGACAUUGGAGAGGAUGAAGAGGAUCAAGAAAGCGAAGAUGGAUUUCGACUCCAACAUAAUUGCUGUGAAAAGAGAAGUGUGGAUGCGCUACGACGAAUUCAUGUUAAAACUUGGAAAUGAGCGCCAGAGGAUCUUGUCUGAUCUAGAUGAAAUCCAGCAACGAGAGGAAAAGAUAUUCGCUGAUGCGCUGCAGAAAAUGGAACAAGAAAUUCUAAUACUGGAAUCUUCUCUGGAUUCUACGAAAGAAAUGAUCGAAUCUCUAAAUUCUCAGAAUAUCAAACAAAACUUCGACGAAGUUUGCGAAAAGGUAAAGAGGGUUAAGAAAACCAGGUGUCCGAACCCAGAAAAGGUAAAAUUCAACGCACACGAAGUGACAGAGAAAAUAGUGACCCAUUUGUAUGGUAAGCUAGAACGCCACCUGGGGGACCCUCCCCCUCCCCCACCCAGCUCCGACGAUCUGUCGGGAUUGUCGACCCCCGGGGUCGAUGUUUCGCUGCUGUCUUCCUUUCCCACAGAUCUUCCUUUCAUUCGAACCAUUUGUCCUGCCAGUACUGACGAGGCUUGGGUUGGGUGCUGGCAACAGGAUAAAAUGUUCCUGUCCACAUAUGAUGGUAAUACCAAGCAAACAAUCACUGCCAAAGUUAUGGACAUGUGCCUCAUGAGUAAUGGCGAUCUUCUAGUCGUGUGUUAUCUAAGUUACAACCUCAAAAGUAUAGGAAAAAACGGGAAAAUGAAAGAAUUGAAGUCCGACUUGCCUCUGUAUCCGACAGGUGUCGUUGCUAUGAAGAACGGGGACAUCAUCUUAAGCAUGGUUGAUAGGUAUGAUUUAAAGAUUGACGAAAACAGUAUGCGUCGGCUGAUGAAACUAGACAAGGAUGGGAACACCCUUUUGAUAAUCGAAAACGAUUUGGACGGGAAAGCAAUCUUUACGUACCCUGCUAAAGUAACGGUGAACAUCAAUGGCGAUAUAUGUGCCAUCGACGAGACUGGAGAAUACUCGGGGAGACUUUUGGUCUUUGACUCGACGGGGGAUUUGAAAUUCGUUUAUGGAGAGCAAGAUAGCACGUUUGAGGAAACCUGCGAUCUGAGCUGCUGCGCAUGCGAUUCGGAAGGUAGAAUCGUAGCAUCUGAUUGGUUGCAUCACAAGAUCCACAUUUUGACAGCAGACGGCUCUUUCAUUGGCUAUCUUCUGACUGAGGAUGACGGGAUACAUUUCCCAUUCUGUGUGUCGUUUGGUUCAGACGGUGUAUUGUGGAUAGGGUGCAAGCUGUCCAGAGAGGCUCCGAAAGGGGACAUUGUCAGAGUCAAAUACAAAUGUUAAAAUACUCAUAUCCAGUAAAUUGUGUUUCGGUUUACAGUAAUAAUUAUGGUCGUUACUAUGGUGAAUGUUGGUCAUUAGGAAUAAAGAUCCCUUAUUGGAUAUCGGUGAUUAUACCGUCCAUGAAUACAUGUACUAAACAAGUAUUCUCUACCAAGAUGCAAAAGUAAUUUAUAUAUUUAAACUAGACCGAUAUUCAUUUCCACAUACAUGUAUUUGUGUUAAAUAAUUCACGUUUAGGUGUUAAUCAUUGAAGAAAGUUCAGCAUGUGUUACAUUCGUAAAGGUCCUAGUUGAUAAAGGAGCCGGUUGUAAGUCUAUUAUUUAAUUGGAUACAUAUCGAAUAUCCUUGGUCGAGAAAACGGACAUUUCAACGCAAGAAACACUUAGAAUUGGUGUAAUACAUGUACAACUAACGUUAAACAUUCCAUGGCGUUAAUCAAACAUGGCGUCAACUGGCGGUAAAAUUAAAAACAAUGCACAAGAUCAAAUGAAAUACUAGUAAUAAAAUGAAAGUUUGUCCCAGUGAAAGAAGCAAUUUUAAGUGAAAUAUUAUAUUUUCUAU
Messenger RNA from Magallana angulata, 2630 nucleotides. Its product is annotated as tripartite motif-containing protein 2-like. NCBI's taxonomy places the organism in Eukaryota, Metazoa, Mollusca, Bivalvia, Ostreida, Ostreidae. The record is from RefSeq and is a predicted model, not a curated record. Bases 255 to 2069 code for a protein of 604 amino acids. Gene Ontology annotation, molecular function: zinc ion binding. The transcript has a single exon.